Messenger RNA from Cylindrotheca closterium, 2139 nucleotides. Lineage: Eukaryota; Bacillariophyta; Bacillariophyceae; Bacillariales; Bacillariaceae. The record is from the annotation of a GenBank genome assembly.
AUGACUAUCAUCUCCAAGCUCAAAGACAAAGACGAAAGGCAACGCUUAAUCAGCACUCCCCCAAGGAGUCAUCAGCGUGCCAUCAAUCAGUGUUCUGUUUUGUCUCCUGUUCGAAGCCCACAUUUCGCUGUGGCAAACGAAUACGAAGGAUUCGAUCAACCAGUGAAUGCAGAGAAUGAAAGCAAAGAGCGCUUUAUCCGCAUUAUCAAGUACACAGUUUCCUUUUGCUUCAUGGCGUUCUGCCUCAUCUUCAUUACUCGAGGUAUCUUUCGAAGAGAAACUCCAGUUGCCAUGGGGGCAGGUCCCAUUGUUGCAUUCUGUGUGAUGUGGUUCCUCAUUGCAUGGCUGGGUAUGCUAGAAGGGGGACAAGGCUCUUUAGUUGGACUCCAGCCAAUCAAUCGGGAACUAUAUAGGGGAACUCACAAGAGCGCAUAUCAAUGCACUGGACUUGUGUACGAGGGGGACAAUCUGAACAGGUUUAUUGUUGGCCGGCAAUUCUUGGUCGUUCUUGUGGUAUUCUGCCUCAACUUGGUGUGUACUCCUCUGGAAGGCCCUCCUGUUCCUCUAGCAGCCGUUGGCCAUGCACUCGUUCCUCCAAUGGAAGAUGCCUUGGGUCCUCAACGAGGAUUUGGUCCAGGUCAUCGCGAAGAUGGUCCUCUUCCUCCACCACCAGGCGGUCCAGGUCGUCCAGGCCCAGGACCACUUGAAGAUGGUCCUCUUCCUCCACCACCAGGCGGUCCAGGUCGUCCAGGCCCAGGACCACUUGAAGAUGGUCCUCUUCCUCCACCACCAGGCGGUCCAGGUCGUCCAGGCCCAGGACCACUUGAAGAUGGUCCUCUUCCUCCACCACCAGGCGGUCCAGGUCGUCCAGGCCCAGGACCACUUGAAGAUGGUCCUCUUCCUCCACCACCAGGCGGUCCAGGUCGUCCAGGCCCAGGACCACUUGAAGAUGGUCCUCUUCCUCCACCACCAGGCGGCCCAGGUCGUCCAGGCCCAGGACCACUUGAAGAUGGUCCCCUUCCUCCACUAGGACAUGGCAGAAAGCUUCUUAUCGAAGACGACCCAGUUCCUCCUGCUGAAGAUGGUCCAGGUCCUCCACCAGAAAAGGGAUUCAUAGAGAGCUUUCUAGUUUCUGGCUUGCCUGUGAUGUUGAUUACUGUGAUUCUGGGACAACUCGCUGCCGAAGUGAAUGCAACCAAUUGCAUGCUGGACUUCAUCAAUUCGAAGUUGAUGGUGGUUACUACUUGGAUUUGCCUUGCUAUUGAAGCGUCUGGAUUGCUUCACGCUACCUAUUUGGUCAGUGUUCUUUUUACUGCCUUUGACAAGACCGAGGCAUCUUCAUCAGAUGCCCAGCCAACAAAAACGUCAUAUGAGCAAAUCGGAUUCUGGUCUCGCACUGUUCUAUCUACGCUGAUUCUGGCUGGUUGUCUCGCUGUCACGUGGCAAGCUCUUUUGAAUGGACAAACAACCAUGGACCUUUCGGGCUCGGCAGGAAGAAUCUGUGCUUUCUUUGCACUGUCGUGCUUUCUGGGCAUUUUGGAAGCCAUGCAGAUUGCCGUCUUCGCUGUGUCCAAGCUACCGGAAAGUGAACUCGCGCACUAUCCGACUGCAAGUGCAAAUUCGCAGCUGGUAUUCAAAGGAUCGAAUUUCAAAGCUUUUCUUACCGGGCGCCAAAUCUGUGUUACCAUGAGCAUGUUCCUUCUUGCUCGACUCACCACAACUGAAGUGAAGCCCGGGGAGACAGUCAUGGGGAUUAGUGAUGGGCUUCAAUUCUUUUUCAACACUGGUUUGCCAGGCGCUUUGAUCACAACGAUUGUGGCCUCUCUAUUCUGGCGCAUUGUUGCCUCUUCCUACCCCAUUGCUUUUCUUACCAACCCAACUGUCAAGCCUACCAUCCAAACAUGUCUCGCGUUGGAAGCUUCCGGUAUCUUUUCUAUUUCCUGGCUUUUGGCUGACAUUGUCAGGCAUGUGAUGGAUUUCCGAUUAGACGAUUACUAUCUCGCCAGGGCCAAACUGGAAUCAGAUGGGUCUUGGGAGACUUUCAGCUCAGACGAAGAAACUGCUGCUUUGUCGGACCGGGCCUAUUCCCAAGAUGACAUGAUUCUCACUGCUUAUGGAGCAGUGGCAGUUGAUCAAUAA